ACAUUUUCUAAUUGAUGUUUAAAAUUUUGUUUAUUAACUCUGUAUUUGGAUGUAUCAUCUUUGUAGAUUUGAAACAUUCCCAUUUUUAAAGAACUGUAAAUAGGAGGACAAAUAAAUGUGUGUUCUGAAAGUCAUUGGAACAAGUGAAAGUACUUUAAUAUUUCAUGGUAUGUUGUAUCUAUAUUGUACGCUGCUUGCGGUAAACUGUUGUAAACUAAUGUGGAUGCUUGUUUUGAUUUCUAUAUAAUUUUUUAUAUAAUUUUGUUUGACUACACGUAGUGUAAUUUAUUGAUGUUAGGUUUAAUUUAUUGAUGUUAGACUUUAAAUUGAUGUGAGGUUUUAAUGUUAUUUUUAUAUGUGGGGUUUCUCUGGGAUUUUUAUGUCAGUAUUUGUUUGUUUAUGGAGGCAUUGAAUGUUUGCCAUUUUAUGUUGGAAUCUGCCCUGAUUGGGCGGAAUACGAAUAAAGUUGUUGUUGUUGUUGUUGUUGUUGUUGUUGUUGUUGUUAUUAUUAUUAUUUUUAUUAUUAUUAUUAUUAUUAUUGCAGUAUCUUAUGCCCAGCCCUUUUAUAGACUGGUCAUGUCCAUUGUACUACAAGCAAUUGGUCUUGUUAAGUAUGGUUUUGAUUCAGUUUGAACGCUGCUGUUUUAUACUCUUAUAUUCUGUUGAAUUGUGCUUUUAUUUGGAUUGUUAUAUUUAACUAUGUUUUUAUUUUAAUUGUGUUUUGCUCUGUUUUGUACUGUGUCUGUGGGCAUUUUGUCUCAUAUGUAAGCCACCCCGAGAUGGUGAUGGGGUAUAAGAAUAAAGUUAUGAUCAUUAUUAUUUGGCCUGCAUUUCUAACUAUAGUACAUUGAGAAGGAUCCUUAUAGAAAGCAAUUGAUAAGCCGAGGUAACAAUUUCUUCAUUCCACAUCAUUAUAGUCUGCAACUUCAAUUCUGUGCAUGGCUCUCAACAGGAUUUUGUCAGGACAGGUUGCAGUGGUUAAGAAUUGUUUUCCAUUCGAAGCAAACACACUGGGACAAAGAAAAAGAAUCAGACAUAAACUGAAGGAAGAUGUAGACCUCUCCUUCAGAAACUGACUGGAAAAAGUAAAGGUUAGAUGCUAGUAAAAGCAGCUCCACAAAACAAGUUAUUUAUUGAAACAAUAGAGAUAAUUGAUCAUGUUUCCUUUACUGUUAGCUAAGAUCUUUAACCAAGCUCGAGAAGUAAUUACGAUACUUAACAUUUGUUUACUCACAUGUGGACUACUUUCCAGGUUAGAAAGAGAUUUUAAAAGGAAGUUUUUUCAACUGAGGGUGCUGAGAAAAUAAAGAAAACAUGAUUUUAAAAUAUAAACAAUGAAUAGUAAAAAAAAACACAUGUGAUUUAAGAGAUUACUGACAGUUGUUAAAAUGAUUCAAGAAGAGGGAAGUGUGACAGUGUGACAUAUGACCAUCAUAAAUGUGAAGGUAGGUCCUCAGAUGGUAUCCUUUAUACAGGAUAAACAAAUCAUGUGUACUUCACACAGUGAACAUAUAGCGAGGAAGGCAAUUCAGAGGUAAGAAACAACCUUCAGUUCUUUAAAAAAAAGAGGUUUACAGUAUGGGAUAAAAACAGGAAAAAAAGAAUCCAGCAGAUGAGGUAGGUUUCUAAAAUAUUUCCACUUGCCAAAGUCUAUUCUGAAAUUUGCCCAGAUAUUUUAUUCCAAAAAAUGAGAUUUCAGGCUUAUGCCAGCCUUCAAGAAUCAAGAAGGAUGUGACAAAAAUCUGAUAUAAGAUUUGCUUCAGGAAAAAAUAAAAAAACCUCUCCAGUGAACUUCACCAAUAUGUUGGUAAGUCUCCAUGGGGUAAGUUUCUUAAUUGGAAAAAAUCAUAUCUCAAAAAUUCGCAGUGGUUAAAGGUUUGUUUUUAUCACUUUGUACUUGUAUAUAACUUCUUUUGUAGAGCUAAAUGACAGUUUUCAUAUUUUAAAAGCACUGCAAAUCAGUCUUGUUUUGUAAUCCAAAAGUGGUUGGGAGGAAAAAUCCAGUAGUUGAAACAUUUCAGAGAUUCAUGGUGACCAAUGCUUAUUUUGCUUGGCUUUCUGACUAUGGAUUUUCCUUGCUUAUUUAUUUUACAAAUGUGGAGGAGUUUUGGAAAUUGAAUAGAAAUGCACUCCAACCCUUCCAUUAACACAAUUUCGUAUUCAAUAUUAGUUAUUAAAUACGAGAUGGAAAGACUAGAUUUUGUGAUCUUGAACAUAAUACAGAAAAAUAUCAAUCCAGCAAUAUUUUUUGAAGUAUACUGGGAAACUCAUCUUCAGAGACUUAAUGGUACCACCAAUUUGAUUACAAAGAACAAAGCAUGUUAUUAUCAGGUUUCUUUUUUUGCUUCAGGAAGAACACAUUGUGAAACCUCUCCAGUGAAUGUCACCAACAUGUUUGGAAGUCUCUCUGGGUGCAUUUCUCAUUUUGAAGGAGACUGGAAGAAAGGAAUCCAAGAGUUGAAAAUGGAAACAAACUGGUAUGAGAAAGUGAACUGGAGACAAACUGAAGCUAUAAAUGGACCUCGUCUUGAGGAAUUGACCAGAAAAUGUAAAGGGGAUGAUAGUUCUGAAAUUAAUCCAAAAGAGAGAAAUGGGACAAAUGUCACAGGCAAAUAUGAUAAACAUGAAGGUAGGUCCUCAGUGGUAUCCUUUACUGCAAUUGAAGAAAAAAUUGCAAUUGAAAUAAAAAUGUGUACUUUACAAACAAAAGAUAUGGUCAAGAUGGCAAUUCAGAGGUAAGAAACAACCUUUAGUUUUUAACAGAUUUGUGUCCAGAAGAAAGGAAUCCAGCAGAUAAGGUAAGAAUGUCAAGAUUUUAGGCUACCAAAGUCUAUCCUAACUUUGUCUAGAUUUUUGUCCUGGAAAAGUAUGAGAUUCCAUGGUUUUGAUCAUGAUGAAGCAUGAAGCAAACCAUGAUCAAACAUGCAACAAAAGAACAACUUCAGGAAGAUAAGAAUCUUUCCAGUGACCUUACAAACUUGUUGGUAAGUCUUUACAAGGUAUGUUUCUUAGAGAGAGAAGUGCACAUCUUGGAAAAUGCUUUCCUUUAGUCCAUUGAACAGUAUUUCAGGAUAUUCGGUUGCCAAAUUCCCUAACUUUGUCUAGAUAUUUACUGGGAAAAUAUGAGAUUUCAGGUAUCUGACAACCUUCAAGAAGCAGCAAACGUAACACAAAUCUAAGGGAAAGAACAAGACUUGCUUCAGGAAGGUAUUAAGCUCCUUCGGGGAACUUAACAAACAUAUUGGUAAGUCUCCAUGAGGUAAGUUUCUCAAUUGAAAGAAUUCACACCCAAGAAAAUACUCAAGUAGCUAAAGAUUUAUUUUACCACUUUGUACUUGGAUAUAACCUUUUUGUAGACAUGAAAGUGAGUUUUCCUAUUUUGAAAGAACUGCAAAUCAAUCCUGUUGUGUCUAAUAAAAGCAUCUGGAAAAAAACUGAAAUAUUGCAAAAUUUACAGUGAGUAAAGUCUCUGCCUUACAUUCCUCAGCUUUCUAUGGAGAAAGGAAUCAAAGAACUUAGGUAAGAAAUUCAUUAUCCCCAAUACCUAAAGGUUGCCAUUUAUUUUAUUGUCUGGCUCCCUCCUUAAUAUUUUUUUCAUCUUUGAUUGCGGUGGUUAAAAUGAUUUCUCCAUCCAGAGUGCAAACAAACUGGGAAAAGGAGGAUGUUGAGAGAGUAGAUGUGGAGGUAUACUUUGGGAGUUGGCUGGACAAGGUUGUAUUCUAUACAGACAUUUUUAGCAUACAUGCAAUAAUUCGUUUACUGAAAAGAAAAAAAUGGCAAUUGUUCCUAUUUUUCUAGAAAGGUUCAGAAGCAACUAUGUUGUUUAACAUUUGUUUGCUAUGUUACUGACUUCCUUCCAGGUAUGCAAGAGAUUUUAGAAAUUCUUAAAUGUUAUUUUAGUUACCAAAUUAAUUCAAGAAGACAGACAUCACCAAUGUGAUGGUAAGUCCUGAAAUGUUAUCCUUUACUGUAGGGAACGAUCUGUGAUAUUUUUCCUUGCUGGCUCUCUGGAUGGGUGAGUGUGACGGUUCCUUGAUGCUUUGGUGACUUUUUGUUUUGCAGUUUUGGAAGGGAUUGUCCAAUGCAAAAAGCUCUGUAGAUCAUUCAUUGUUGUAAGAUAGGUAACAAAGAUCAUAACAUUGAUAGUUUGGCAAGAUCAAAAAAGCAAGGCGUAACACAAACUCCAGUGAGGUGAGAAACAUUUCUCUUAUAAAUGCUGUUUUUUCAAACAUAUUUGUGUUGAUUGCCAAAGACCAAUGAUUUUUUCACCUUUUCUCCAUCCUUCUUUUGGUCUAGCAGGGGAUAUGGACUUAUACUUUAAGUGUCUUUAUUCUGUCCAUUUAGAUAUUAAUUUAUUUUCCAUUGAGUGGGUUGAAAGGGAAUGUUGACAAUGAAAAAAACUGUGUGAGAACUUCGUUUUAGGAACUGUCUUCAAAAAUCUUAUUUGCUGACAGGGAGACACUGAGAUCAUAUGAGGGUAAGAAAGCAAUUCCUCUUGUGAAUCAGACUGUUGGUAUCCUUUACUGGCUUCCUUGGUAGUUUUUUUUCCCCUUGCUGUUUCCUUUGAUGGUUUGACAAUGAUUUCAUAUUUAGUUAUUUCUUUGCAGAUACCAAACUGUUGGUAUCAUUUACUGGAGAGAUAGGUUUGUAAUCGUUUUUACCUUGCUGGCUCACUAAAAAUGUCAUGAUGAUGGUUUGACAACUUGUUGUAGAAGCUUUUCAUAGCCGGAAUCACUGGGUUGCUGUGAGUUUUCCGGGCCAUGAAGCAUCAGGAGACUAUGCUUCUGGAAUAUGGCCAUAAAGCCCAGAAAACUCACAGCAACCCAGUUUGACAAUUAUUUCAUAUUUAGUUACUUCUUUGCAGAUUUGGAAGGGAUUGCCCAAUGCAAAAGGAUCCUCAUUGGACCCAUUAUUUGAAGAUAGGUGGCAAAACUAAUUGCACUAAUACUUUGCCAAGAAAGCAAGGCACAUAACAGAGAUAUUAGUCAGGUAAGAAAUGUUGCUGUUUGUACCUUUCCUCCUUCAAUGAGAACAAGGUGCAAAACAUCACCAAUUUGUGUUGAUUCCCAAAGGCCAAUUAUGUUAUAAUUUUUCUGGAAUUCUUUUCAAAGGAAUGUUAUUGGGAUAUUAAUUUAUUUUCUUUUAAGCAGAUUCAAGGUGGUUUUUCAGAGUUGAAAGAGAGCUGUGUGACCUUUCCUUUUGGCAUCGCCUAGAAAAUCUUCAGAAUUCUAAUUUAUGGACAGAGAAAGGCAGUCUCCAACUUGUAAAAAAAAGUGUAAUUGUAAACAAGGAAACGGAGUAGGUGCUUAGAUGGAUGUGGGAAAUGACAUGAGCAUGGAAGAGCUGCAUUAAUAAGGAUUGUAUAUUUGCCAUUCAGGUGGCCAAUGUUUUCUCUUGUAGAGGAGAGCCACGGCGCUUGCAGGGUGGCCUUUGGACUACCGCACAACAACGGGGAGAGAGGGAUGGUGGGGAUGGGGCGCUUGCGUAUGGCUCUUGCUCGUGGGAUGCCCAGGGUUAGUGGUGCUGAUCGCCGUUUUGGGGUCGGGAAGGAAUUUUCCUCCAGGGCAGAUUGGCCGGAGACCCUGGAGGUUUUUCGCCUUCCCCUGGGCAUUGAGCAGGAGUCACCGGCCAUGUCAAAUGGCACAUUCAAGUCAAUUGAAACAUCAUUUAAAAUAAAGGAAUUAAUUGAAA
Molecule: messenger RNA, 5691 nt
Organism: Anolis carolinensis (green anole)
Lineage: Eukaryota; Metazoa; Chordata; Lepidosauria; Squamata; Anolidae
Exons: 4
Coding region: 2125-2739 (204 amino acids)
Source: RefSeq, a predicted model, not a curated record